This is a messenger RNA of Ostertagia ostertagi, 396 nucleotides long. NCBI's taxonomy places the organism in Eukaryota, Metazoa, Nematoda, Chromadorea, Rhabditida, Trichostrongylidae. The record is from the annotation of a GenBank genome assembly.
UUUCAGUCUCAUUGUGCUGAUGAGGCGCCAGCUGAAGAAAUCGUACUCUCCGGUGUUGAUGUGGACGCAAACAGAGAUGAACGAACGCUUACCAUCCAUGGCGGGCGCGACCAUAUCAGAAUGACAUUACGCGUACAAUCAAAUGUAUUCGACAAAUGGCGACAUUCACUUCUUUCUCAUGCUGCUUCUUCUCAAAUUGAUGCCUAUGUUAAGCCGAUUCCGAAGACGUUCCAACAUCUCACUGAGCGAGUGGUUGUACUUGAAAUCGGUUCGUGUUCUAUUCGUGGUGGUGUGCUAACGACCGAACCCAGCCUUCCGCAGUCUUUCUUCCCUGCCAUCGCUGUACGCACAGAUGACGGUCGUAUUAUUGUUGGUGAAGAUGCUUAUGCGCCUGAG